Molecule: messenger RNA, 5914 nt
Organism: Salarias fasciatus (jewelled blenny)
Lineage: Eukaryota; Metazoa; Chordata; Actinopteri; Blenniiformes; Blenniidae
Gene: znf609b
Product: zinc finger protein 609b
Exons: 8
Coding region: 529-4680 (1383 amino acids)
Biological process (GO): regulation of transcription by RNA polymerase II
Cellular component (GO): nucleus
Source: RefSeq, a predicted model, not a curated record
CAUUGUAUCAGUUCCCACACGAAGCAGCAGCGGCGGCGGCGCUCAUCCUCACACGGUGAACACGGAGGAAUUACCCUGGAUGGAGAGCUCUCCGCGGUGGGAUUAACUGGCGGACGGUAGCGGCGGCCGAGGAGCGGAGUGGCGGCGGAAUGCGCUCGGGACGCGGACGGUGUCUCCCGGUGUGAUGGCAGUCCAGUGAUCGCUGGCCUCCCUCCUCCUCUCCUGUGCUGGAUGUCUUGGGGCUGCCUCUGCUUUCUGCCGCUUCAGGUUUUUUCUUUUUUUCUUUUUUUUAAAGCGCUUUUCGUCUCAUUCAAGCCCGCUGCUGUGAUUUGUUGUUUCCCCGGGACGCACACCGCCAUGGACGGACUACCGUUUGGAAUAGGAGUGUGUAGUUAAGUCGGGCGAAAUGUGGUUAAAUGGGACAGGAACGAGUAGAACGUGAGGAUUCUCUGACCCUUGCCCCCGAGUCCCAACCGUCUGAGAGGGUGUCGGACCUCACUGAGGCAAUCCUGGGCCGUUGGCACUAAAAUGUCCCUAAGUGGUGGCACUGCAGGCGGGAAAGGUGUGGACUCGAAUGCGGUGGACACUUACGACAGCGGGGAUGAGUGGGAUAUCGGCGUUGGAAAUCUGAUCAUUGACCUUGACGCUGACUUAGAGAAGGACAAACUUGAGAUGUCUGGCACCAAGGACGGCAUGGCGGCACCACCCAGCGCAGUGGCAGCGUUACCCGACAACAUCCGGUUCGUGAGUCCAGUGUCCGGCUCUCAAGGCAAGGAGAGCAAAUCCAAAUACAAGCGCAGCAAGAACUCUAAAGACAAUAGUAGCAAAGCCUCGGCUGGAGAUGGAGGUAAGAAGGAAACUGCAGGACGGACUCCAGGCGAGCCGACGGGCGCGGCAGCCGCCGCUGCCGCCACCACCGGGAACAAUACCGCCUCUGGGAAGAACAUGGAGAAAGGGGGCAAAGCCUCCAGAGGUGUUCUCGGCGGUAAGAAAGAGAAAGAAGGGGCGGGCGGGAAAAGUAAGAAGGACAAAACGGAUGGCGCCCCGGUGGUGGCGAUCGGCGUCUCGGAGAAGGAUGUUGUGUCUCAAGCCCAAGUGGCUCUGGGGAAUAGUCGGAACGCGUCCUUUGAGAACGCGCAAUCAACGGACUUGGCAGACGCCAAUCAAAUGGGGAAUAUUGCACUUGAACCUGUUGGGAUAGUACCAGCGCUGACCGCGAAGACGGAGCCGGAGGAGCUGGAGAACGGCAACAGUGAAUGCAAGACGCUAAAGAAGGUCAAAAGCGAAAAGAUGGAGUCUCCCGUCUCCACGCCGGCUCCGCCGCCCCUCCACCUCCUGGCCGCGGUAGGCAACAGCGAGAUCGCCUCGCCGUGCGAGCAGAUCAUGGUCCGCACGCGCUCCGUCGCCGUCAACACGUCGGACGUGGCCCUGGCCACCGAGCCGGAGUGUCUGGGGCCCUGCGAGCCCGGGACCAGCGUCAACCUGGAGGGCAUCGUGUGGCAGGAAACUGAAGACGGCAUGCUGGUGGUCAACGUCACCUGGAGGAACAAGACCUACGUGGGCACGCUGCUGGACUGCACACGGCACGACUGGGCUCCUCCUCGGUUUUGUGAAUCUCCUACAAGCGAUCUGGAGAUGAGGAACGGUCGCGGUCGAGGGAAACGCAUGAGGCCGAACAAUAACACCCCGAUCAACGAAAACAGCAACUCAUCAGACAACAAAGGAACCACCAACAAUAAGACACGCGCUGCGUCCAACAGCAAGGGCCGACGGGGCAGCCAGACGCCGUCGGAGCGCCGCACUCCACCCAACAGCAACGCAGAGGACAUCAAGGCCAGUCCGUCCUCGGCUGGGAAACGCAAGACCAAACCGGCCUCGGACAUGGAGCCCAAUUCCAGCUCAGAGGACACCAAAGGCAACAAACGCAUGCGGACAAACUCCAACAGCGGCGGUGUGGGGCCCACAGGUCUCGGCAUCCCCUCCAUAAAGACGGAGCCUCUUCCACCUCCCCUCGACCGCAGCUGCCCCUCCCCCGUCCUCAUCGACUGCCCGCACCCCAACUGCAACAAGAAGUACAAGCACAUCAACGGGCUCAAGUACCACCAAGCCCGCGCCCACAACGACGACGACAUCAAGUUGGACUUGGACGGAGACAGUGAGUAUGGAGAGGACUCGACUCUCCAUCCUGAGCCCGGAAACUGUAACGGAGCAUCCAUCUCUCAGAAAGGAUGCUCAUCUCCAGCUCGCUCCGUUACUCCAAAGGGCAGGAACUUUGAUGCUCAGAGUCCUUCUCCGUCUCCCGGCAAGUUUGGUUCAAAGCAGAGUAAAAAGAAAAUGGCCGAGACAGAUGCAGAGGCAGCAGGCACGCCCAUGGACGGGUGUGAAGACGGCCCGUGCCUCACUGAUGAGGCCAGUAACGAUGGUAUAGACGAUAAGAGAGGAUCUGAUAAGUCAAAAAAGGGUAGCGCAGGCACAAAAGCAGAUAAGAUGGCUCAGAAAAACUUGAAGUCACCACGGCCGCCAGGGCCUGGUACUGCAGGAGCGCAGCAGAUGUACUCUUUUCCUCCGGGAAACCCAAAUUCUUCUCCAGGGCUUACCCCGAUGAUACAAGGGGUUCCUAAGAGCCCCCAAAUGAAGGGCACACAGCCCAAAGCCCCAGCGAUUGGAGAUCCUGCCUCAGGUAGCUCCAAAGACAAAAAGAAGAAGGACAAAAAGAAAAAAGACGGGGGAAAGGACGCUGACAGCCCGAAGCCUGCAGGGAAGGGAGGAAAACUGGAGGAAGGGAAGCUUCCGUACUCUGAACCUUGUGAUCAAGGGAAUAAAGGGGAGGGGCUCCUCAAUGGAUCCUCAGAUCCUCAUCAGAGUCGCUUGGCCAGUAUCAAGGCUGAAGCCGACAAGAUUUACAGCUUCUCGGACAACGCCCCGAGCCCUUCCAUUGGCGUUGCCAGCCGGAUAGAUGGCAGCGGGAUGCCGCAGCCUCUCACGCCACUUCACGCAGUGAACCAGAACGGUGCUGACAACUCAUCUGUCAAAACUAAUAGCCCCGCAUAUUCAGACAUUUCAGACGCCGGUGAGGAUGGUGAAGGGAAACUUGAAGGCGUCAAAGUCAGGACUGAGGACCAAGCCAUCAGGGAAGGUGUCAAAAAAGCACUUUUUCCAAACCAGACACCCAACAAAGAUUCCCCUUACUAUGCUGGUUAUGAGACUUAUUACUCACCCAAUUAUGUGAACCCCAGUCCUGGCGGCCCAAAUCCGGGCACGCCGGCAGCUGAAGGUCAGGCUAAGAUCAAAAGGGAGGAUGAGCAGGAUCAAGUUGACGAAAAGGUGAAGGUUGAGGUUCACGAAGACCGAAAACCCGACAGCAGCGGUCCUGGCCAGCCCCAGCAGCAGCAGCAGCCCUCGGUCAUCCAGCAGCGAUCCAACAUGUACAUGCAGCCUCUUUACUACAACCAGUAUGCCUACGUUCCUCCAUAUGCAUACCAUCCCGAUCAGGCCUACCAUAACCACUUGAUGAACACCAACCCCGCCUACCGGCAGCAGUACGAGCGGCAGAUGGCGGAACAGCAUCGUGUGGCAGAGAAGAAGUCUGACGUGAUCAUGAAAGAACGCGAAGCCUCCAUGAAGGAGGAGUGGAAGCAAAAGAGCCCGAUGCCGCCAAGCCUCUCCAAAGCGCCGAGUCAGUCAGACAUGGGAAAGACGCCGCAGCCCCCAAGCAAAUCCAGGGACUCGCCCUCUGAGCCCUCCUCCAAAUCCAUGGGAAGCAUGAAGGGGGAGGACGCAAAGUCCCAGCAGGCCGAGGGGCUAAAAAUAAAGCUGACUGAAGGUGGGCACCAUGGAAAGGAAGACUCGAAGCAAGCUUUGGAGUCCAGAGGUCAGGUGGGGAUGGAACAGGCCAUGUGGUACAGACAGCAGUAUCCUGAGAGCCAGAAGUCCCAAGGAGAAGACGAACACCAGCAACAACAGCCUCGAUGGAAGGACGAAAGGGACAGGGAGCGGGAACGAGAUCGGAAAUUAAAGGACGAGAGGGCCCGACCCAAGGACAGUCAAACUGGGCCCAAAGAGGACGGGAAAGAUGGCAGCGAUCCCAGAAUCACCUCCGAGGAGCAUCGGGCUUUGAGCAAAGACUCUCGUUCUAACCCCCACAUGCAGUUCUCAUCACCACUAGCACAGCACCAAGGAUACAUGCCCUAUAUGCACGGUUACCCCUAUGGACAAGCCUAUGACCCCAACCACCCUGGAUAUAGGAGCAUGCCUUCAGUCAUGAUGCAGAAUUACCCAGGUUCCUAUCUUCCUGGAGGUUACCCCUUCUCUCCCUACGGGGGUAAAAUAUCCGGCGGCGAGGAGCCCGGCGACAAGUCGCGCGCCAGCCCCACCGUCACCAAGACGGCGACGGACUCCAAAGCCCUGGACAUCCUGCACCAGCACGCCAGCCAGUACAAGAGCAAGUCCCCCACGGUGGGCGACAAGCCGCCCCACGAGCGGGAGCAGGACCGGGGGGCGCCCGGGGACCGGGACCGGGACAGGGAGCGGGACGUGGACCGGCCGCGGUCGUCGCCGUCGCAGCGCAUCAUGCCCUCCCACCACCACCUGGCGUACCCGCUGCUGUCGGGGCAGUACGACCUGUCCUACGCCACAGGGAAACCCGACCGCCACACCUCAACCCUGCAGAGAUUCAUGUGACUGGCUCACAUGUGAGGCCGCCUGCCGCUCUUACCUUUAGACAUCAGUUCAAUGGUGUUCCUAUCCACUGCUUUUUUUAGUUCUUUCUGCCCCAAACUGAGGCAGACUCUUCUUCUUUUUCUUGUUUUGUUUGUUUUUUUUUGUCCUCUCCCCUCUUUUAAACAAAAAGUUUUUAAAAAAAAGACCCAAAAUUCUCCCUCCAAAAAACAAAAGACAUAAAAAAAUAAAAAUAAAAAAAAAAACACCUUGUACUGUAAGAGAACUGCUGGAAUCCAGGUUGAAAGCCAUGACUCUGCCCCAGCGCGCAGAGGAAACUGCCCCCUACCCCCCCGAUCUGCCCCACCUCCGCCCCCCCCUCCAACCACCACCUAGUCUUUGCACUGUCAACAAACACAAUGCAAGAAGAGACGCCGGGACUGAACAGCUUCUUCCUCUUCACGCAGAAAGAAAUGGGCCGGGGUGGGUUUCAGGGAGGGCGGGGGGGGGGCGGUGGGAGCCAGGAGCCAAAUGACAGGUUCCAGAGCGACGACGGGACGAGGAGGGAGCGGCUGCUUUGUUCAGAGACUCCAGAGCCUGAGGCGUCUUCAUCCUCCUCCUCCUCCUCCUCACUUCUCCUUUCAGGGAUGAUUUUACUUUAGGUUUGUUUUUCUUUAGCGAAGGGACCGCGAACGCCUCAUCAUAGAGCCUCCACCCCCCCCCACCCCUCUCCACCCCCCUCCACCGCCCUCCGCCUCGCCUCAUAUCGUCUCGGUGUCUCACGGUGAAGCCACGUCAGCCGCGAUGCCUUCAGGGGCCUUGGUUUCUGUACGACUGGCCUGUUUGGUUUUAACAGCUCCAUUGUGCUUUUGGGGGGUUUUAACUGUACAACUGUAGUUUUUUUUAUUUUUUUUUUGUAUGAAUGCUUUCUUCUUUUGUUUGUUUUAACUGCACAAUUGAGUUUUCUAAAAAAAAAACAUUUUUUCAAAGUUUUAACUGUAUGAUUGACAGGAUUUAAAUUUACUUUUUUUUUUGUUUAUUUGUUAUUUUGACUGUACGAUUGCUUUUUAAAGUUUAGUUUGUUGUUUUGUUGUAUGAUUGUUUUUUUUGUUAUGUUCAGGUCUGCUUUCCGUUUCCUGUAAACAAUGUGAACUUCACCAGGCGUGUUUUCUUCUGCUGUAAUAUAGACUUUUAUCCUACUUUCCACCUGCAUAAAUGUUCAUAUUUAUCUCAACAUGCAGCUUUUUAAAGAAAGAAA